Messenger RNA from Branchiostoma floridae (Florida lancelet), 2138 nucleotides. Its product is annotated as probable phytanoyl-CoA dioxygenase. The coding region runs from base 46 to 867 and encodes 273 amino acids. The transcript has 6 exons. Lineage: Eukaryota; Metazoa; Chordata; Leptocardii; Amphioxiformes; Branchiostomatidae. The record is from RefSeq and is a predicted model, not a curated record.
CCAGCUGCCAGCUGCGUAGGUAAACAUCCCGGGCAGAGUGACAACAUGGCGCACGCCGUGGAUCCGGAGGUUCUGCGGGAGUACCGAGAAAACGGCGCCGUGUGUCUCAGGAACGUCUUCUCCGCGGACUGGGUGGACAAGGUCAGGAAGGGUAUCGAGAAGAACAAGGCCCACCCGAGCCGCUACAGCGAGAGCCUUGUGGGGGAGGGCGGGCCCGGGGCUUAUUUUAACGACUACUGCAACUGGCGGAGCAUCCCGGAGUUCCAGGACUUCGUGUACAACAGCCCUGCUGCGCACAUAGCGGCUCAACUUAUGGACUCACGGACGGCCAUUUUCUACCACGAGCACGUCCUGACGAAGGACCCGGGAACGUACAAGACCACGCCCUGGCACCACGACCAGUCCUACUAUCCCGUGGACGGUGACAAGGUGUGUUCUAUCUGGAUGCCCGUUGACCCCGUUCCCAUGGAGACGUGUGUGCAGUUCGUGCGCGGGUCGCAAGGGUGGGGCUGGUUCUACCCCAGGAAGUUCGCCACCACGCUCAACUACAGUCUGACGGGGGGCGACACAGGCAGCAAGACUUUCCGGGAUGUCCCGGAUAUAGACGGGGACAGGAACAAGUACGAUAUACUCACCUGGGACGUGCAGCCCGGAGACUGUAUCGUGUUCCACAUGAAGACCCUACACGGCGCACCCGCCAACCCGUCCCUGUCUCUGCGCAGGCGCGUGGUCUCCACACGGUGGGUGGGGGAUGACGCCGUGCUGGCCGAGAGGCCCUGGGAAGUCUCUCCACCAAUCACAGGGGGUCUUACAUACGGCGACAAGAUGGCGUGCGACACUUUCCCGCUCAUCUGGAAGCGAGACUGAGAUUGGCAAACUUUCCAUCACCAGUCAUCGCAAAGCAGAUGUUGAAAGUGGAGAUCACAAUGCCGUCGCACCAUAUUUUCGUAUCGCAACGUUAUAUGACAGCACGUGAUGCCAACACACUUAUGCCCAUAGCUUAUAUAUGUCGUCAUCAAAACAAAUGACUUUACAGAAGUACAGUGAAACAAAAACAGAAACGCAAAGUGCAAGAAUGACAAAGCAAUGUGGGAUAGGCGACAUGCUUACAAGACUUAUUGAUAUCGAAUGUAAGAAAAUAACUUUUGUGUACUGGUAAAUUAUAUGCAGAUUUCGUAUUUUAUUGAUUUUAAUCCUGAUCCUUCCAAGUAGCUAUCAUGAUAAUAUUGAAAUGUUAAUAAUAAUAACAAAAUUUUGCAAUGGCGUCCAUAAGCUUGAAAGUGUAUGUGUCGGCGACCCUUUAACAAUAACUAUCUCUCUAAUCUAAUUGAAUAAGCAAAUAAUGUAGCAUAUAAAAAUGUAUACUACAUGGGCCCAGAAUGGAACAAAUGCUAUAAAGACAAUGGUUAUCUAAUAUAACGGCAUGCGUUAUAUGGAAUGUUUACGGUGUAACAGACUGUGUGUAUGAGUCACAACUAUGUACAUCUGCCCUUAUAUAUACCUCCAACUUCAUGAAGGUAAUAAUAAUGAUAAUAAUUAUCGAAAUUAUGUUAUUUUUGUCAAAUGGGGCCUCAAGUUCUCGUCUGACUACAAUUUUACUUUUAGGUUGGUAUAAACGGGAGCAGACAGUUUGCCAUGCGUUUAGUGGCACACUCCUUGCAUUUGUAUUCAUAUAAUGUCACGUAAGGUCAUAAGUUAUUGAACAGUCAGCCAAUCUGUGAUCCAAUGCAGAAAUUCCCUCCUCGUUUGUCUAAGAUACACUCUUGUAUGCGUCAUAGAGUAAACUCCUACAAAGAAAUGACGACAAACAUAGCACCUUUUUAGUACAGUUAUAUGUGGACCUGUAGAUUACAGUCAUGCUCGGAAAUUGAAGUUUCCCAGAUCGGACGUAAACCACUCGUUAAAGUAAAUCAUUGUAUUUGUGACUUGGGUAACUCAGCCCAUACUGAAAUGGCAACGUAUUUGCAUAGCCAGUUCAACCAAUACAGUCAGUUAAACUGUAUCUAUCAGUUCAUUCAUUUUAAUCUUUUGACGGAUUCCCAUACCUUUCACUAUUUACAAUUUAAGGUCUUACAACAGAUCAUUGAUUUUCUUCAAUCUCACUUAUCAAUGUACUGUGUAGCGCUCAAUCAAAAUAU